AUGUCGAAUAGAAUUGUCGGCAAUUACUAUCACUUACAAAAACAAAUUGGUUCAGGUAGCUUUGCGACAUUGUAUGAAGGAGAAGAUAUAAGAGAUGGUACAAAAAUAGCUAUAAAAUUAGAGCCAUUAAAUUCAAGUUAUCCCCAAUUAAAUUUUGAGUCUAAAUUAUAUACAUUAUUUUCGGGCUCCUUCCAAGUUCCAAGAAUGCAUCUUUUUACUAAAGAAAGUCGUGAAAAUGCAAUGGUAAUUGAUUUAUUAGGUCCAAGUCUUGAAGAUUUAUUCAAUUUAUGCGGCCAACAACUUACUAUUAAGACAGUAUUAAUGCUUACAGAUCAAAUGAUUAAUGCUGUUCAAUUCAUUCAUGAAAAAAGUUUUAUUCAUAACGAUAUUAAACCUGAUAAUUUCCUUAUGGGACUUGGAUCCAACAAAAAUCAAGUUUACAUAAUUGAUUUCGGUCUAUCGAAGAAAUAUCGUGAUCCAACUUCACAUAAACAUUUACCUUACGAAGAAGGACGUUCCUUAACAGGUACUCCUCGAUAUGCCUCAAUAAAUGCAUUAAACGGAAUACGGCAAUCACGUCGCGAUGAUAUGGAAUCAUUAGGAUACGUUUGGCUUUACUUAUUACGUGGAUCUUUACCAUGGAUGGGAAUUAAUGCAAGAAAUACAGAUCAAAAGUACUCCAUGAUCAUGGAAGCUAAAGCAGGUAUAUCUCCAGAAGACCUUUGCGCAGGAUAUCCUAAAGAAUUCGUUGAAUACUUCAAAGAUGUAAGAAAUCUUAAAUACGACGAAGAACCACAUUAUGCAAAAUACAGACAACUAUUCAGAGAUGCAUUUAUUCGUUACGGAUACAAGUUUGAUUACAAUUAUGAUUGGCUUGAUUCUCGUGGCCGUCUUAUCAUGCAGAAAACACCAAGAAAGUUCCCAAUAUUUGUUCGUGACCCACCCUCACCAAAGAAAUCAGAAAAUCAUGGCCCUGUUCCCACAAAACUCCAAAUGUACAAAAAGAUUUCGGAAGAAGCAAAGAGAUAUGAAGAGAUACCAACAUAUGUAUCUGAGGAUGAAGAGAAGGGAAGCGAAACACCAACUUUAAUGUCCAGUGACUCAGAUGCGCCAGAAACAUAUGAAGCAGUCGUAUCAGAUUCAAAGAACAAGACAUUUGAUGGAUCAAGUGACAGUGAAACAUCAUCCGAUAACAUUGUUAAAGUUAUUCCGGCUAAUUUCUCAGGAUCUACUGAUGAAUGGAAGAAAGAACCGAAAUAUACACCAAGAAGACAACCAUUUAAGAUGCCUAAGGUUGAUCAAACAAUUCCAAGAUGGAUGUUUACUAACUAA
Messenger RNA from Trichomonas vaginalis G3, 1332 nucleotides. Its product is annotated as STKc CK1 domain-containing protein. The transcript has a single exon. Bases 1 to 1332 code for a protein of 443 amino acids. The record is from RefSeq and is a predicted model, not a curated record. Gene Ontology annotation, cellular component: nucleus; cytoplasm. Gene Ontology annotation, biological process: endocytosis; peptidyl-serine phosphorylation; signal transduction. Lineage: Eukaryota; Parabasalia; Trichomonadida; Trichomonadidae. Gene Ontology annotation, molecular function: protein serine/threonine kinase activity; ATP binding.